Molecule: messenger RNA, 1987 nt
Organism: Trifolium pratense (red clover)
Lineage: Eukaryota; Viridiplantae; Streptophyta; Magnoliopsida; Fabales; Fabaceae
Exons: 4
Coding region: 999-1940 (313 amino acids)
Source: RefSeq, a predicted model, not a curated record
AAGUUUUUGAAACAACCAGAUGGGACACAAGUGCCUCCAGAGAUACUUAACAACAAUAGGUUCUACCCAUAUUUUAAGGACUGUAUUGGAGCAAUUGAUUGUACACAUGUGCGAGUUAAAGUUCCAAUAGAACUUGCACCUAGAUACCGAGGUAGAAAAGAUUACCCUACACAAAAUGUAUUGGCCGCUUGCUCAUUUGACUUGAAAUUUACGUACGUUUUGGUUGGAUGGGAAGGAACGGCAUCGGAUUCAAGAAUAGUAAAAAGUGCUUUGACACGUCGGUAUCCCCUUAAAGUCCCACAAGGAAAAUAUUAUCUUGCUGAUGCAGGAUUUCCUUUAAAGCCAUGUCUCAUCACACCUUACAGGGGAGAACGUUACCACUUACAAGAAUAUUCUAGAAAUCCACCUCGCAACCCUCGUGAAUUGUUCAACAAUCGACAUUCGUCGUUACGGAUGUCUAUUGAAUGUGCAUUUGGAGUAUUGAAGAAGAGAUUUCCAAUUCUACAAACUUCAACUGAACCUACAUAUGGAAUUAAAACUCAAAAUAAAAUCAUCAUUGCUUGUUGUAUCUUACAUAAUUAUUUGAUGAGUGAAGACCCCAAUCAAAAUCUAAUAGACGAGGUGCGUCACGAGCUCACAAUUGAAAGUGGUCUGCAAGAGGGACAUCAAGCUCAAAGAGAAAACAAUGAUGAUACCGCUAGAGCAGAGUUAGUUAGGGAUAAUGUUGCUGGUUCAAUGUGGAUAACUUACUAAAAAGUGCUUAGGCUAUUUAAUUUUAAUCCUAGUUUAUUAGAGUGACAUAUGCUUUGAAGCUUAAUGUGUUGGUGUUUAUGUUAGUAUAAUAUUGGUAUUUUGUUGCUGCUCAUGACAAUGUUGAAUCUAUUUGUAAUUUGAACUUCAAUUUUAGUGCUUUGAAUCUUCAUAUUUCCAUUUGUGCAUGAGUUUUGUAAUUUUUGCUUGAAUUAUUAUAUAUGUCUUUGAUUUUUUAAACAUUAGAUAUGGAAGAAAAUUCAAAGAGGCAAAGGAAACCAAAAGGUGUUGAUACUUGCAAUUGGACAAUAGCUAUGGAUGAAGUUUUGAUUGAUGCAUAUUUGUAUCAACAAACUUUGGGAAAUAAAAAUGGUAACAGUAUGACAACAAGUGCCAUGGAUAGCAUUCUUCAAGAGUUGAAAACUCACUUUCCGGACAAACCAAUUACUAAAGACAAGAUUAAAGAUCACAUGAAACACAUCAAAACAAAAUUCAAUGUUUCUUAUGAUAUUUUCAAGAAUGGUCUAAGUGGGUUUGCAUGGGAUGGAACAAAAAACAUGUGGGUUGCUGAAGAAGAAGUGUGGGAAAAGCUAAUUGAGGCCAAACCUGAAGCUGCUGAAUGGAAAAAUAAGCCUAUAAUGUUUUAUGAUAAACUUGCAACACUUUUUGGAAAAGAUAGAGCAACAGGAGAACAUGAAGAUACACCAUUUGAAAUGAGAGCAAGAAAAGCUGCAAAUGCUAAAAGGCCUUCAACCAUUGAGGAAAUAGACCAUUUGGUAGAAGCCAAUGAAGUUACUUUGGAGGGAUGUGAUGUUGAUGAGGAAUUUGAUCCAGAAGGUUCUCCUAAAAGGCCUUCUAUUAGCAUGCCUCAAGAUGUACCAUCAUCUAGGACUAACAAACGAGCAAAAGAGCUUGUUGAAGAAGAUACAAGCAUGGGAGACAUUGCUAAAACUUUUAAGAAAAUGAUUGAGCUGUUUGAAAUGAACACAAUGGAGUUGGUUAAACAAAGUAAGAGUGCUAGUGGUGAAGAUAUUUGGGCUCAAUUGGUUGACAUUGGUGUUGACGAAGAUUCCUUGCCUCAUGUCUAUAUGCACCUUGUUCAGCAUCCUGAAGCGUUGAAAGCUUUUAAUGGAGUUCCAAUUGAUAAGCGCAAGGCAAUGUUACCUUUCAUUGUGCCGAACAAACCUUAAAGAAGAGUAUUAACAUAUGUAGUGAAUCCAAUGUUUGACUUAUUUUG